Messenger RNA from Periconia digitata, 1076 nucleotides. The record is from the annotation of a GenBank genome assembly. NCBI's taxonomy places the organism in Eukaryota, Fungi, Ascomycota, Dothideomycetes, Pleosporales, Periconiaceae.
GUAAACACUGCUGGCUGUCUGGGCUGGAACAAGGAUCUAGCGAGGUAGGAACAAUCGGUAUAUCAGGCAGGCACGAUGCAGUCUGUCCAAUAGCGCAGGUGCCUCUUCCUGUGAGCAAACACACGAAGAGGGCAGGCACACGGCCCUAGCCACCGCACAAGAAUACUAUAAAGACCAACCAGCGAGUCUUCUCCUUCCCACCUUCCCACCUCUACACUUUCACACGUUAUACCCCACCCCACCACUACCUUCAACCUCUUAUCUCCAUCGACAUCGAUUCAACUGCCAUGCGCUAUCUUCACGUGUUCGCCUUGGUCUCAGCUGCCCUGGUCGCAGCAAGCCCGGCUGCUCCUCCCAAGUCUACUUGCAAUUCCCAAUGUCUCGACUCCUACAACGAGUGUGUAGCAGAGGACCUUGUUACCGAAUGCUAUAGUCGCGUGUGCUUGGUACCUAAGUGCAAGAGUUGCACCUUUUGCAUCGCUCGUCUUUCUCUUGGGCUUGACGGCGGGGAUGCCGGUGCCGAAUUCUCUCAUGGAGAGGAGUGCAAGGACACAUCUGUCUGCAAAACUCCCAUCGAAGUCACUAAGAAUGAUGUCGUCGAGGACACUGAGCCACCCACCUAUGAGGUCUCAACGGGCAUCGAGUCUAUUAGUGAAGGAGCCUCGACCUCUUGCCCCAAGCAAUGCUUUGCGGAUUCCAGGACGUUAUGUGGUUCGCCAAUGUGCAUGCAUUGUAGACACUGCUGGGGAGCACGCAAGAAGCCUCCCACCACCGUGGUCUCCGCCAACAUCGAGGCUCGAGUCGUUGUGGAAGCUCUACACUUCUGUCCCGUUAGCUGCCAAAUCCCUAUCGAUGGAUGUGAGGGGAACAUAGAGUGCCUUGCAGUGAACUGCAAGCACCGUUGUGUCAAGUGUCCUGAGUGCCUACAUCGAGCAGAAAACCUUCUGACCGACCAGUGCUCCGUGGGCAUCUGUAGCUUGCAUGCUCGGUGUGCAGAUGAGGCGUGCCGUACGAACAUAUGCAGCAACAAAGAGUGUGAGGCUUGCCCUAGUUGCACUCAGCAAAUGUCCAAGUGA